Messenger RNA from Dibothriocephalus latus, 423 nucleotides. Lineage: Eukaryota; Metazoa; Platyhelminthes; Cestoda; Diphyllobothriidea; Diphyllobothriidae. The record is from the annotation of a GenBank genome assembly.
AUGACGACUUCUGAGGUUCCUCAACUGAGCAAAAUCCCGAUUGGCGCCAAUGUUUCGCUUAUUACCAGUGUCCAGUAUCGGUAUGAGGGGACGGUGGCCGCCAUCAAUUCCAUCGAGGACACGAUCACACUUCGAAACGUACGGUUCUGGGGUGCUGAAAAUCGGGUCUCUGGGAGUACUUCUGCGCCUGCAAGUGAAAACAAGGGACCAGCAAUCGGAUCACUCUUUGAUUCUGUUACAUUUUGGAUGUCAAACGUCAUAAAAUUACGGAUAACGGAUGAAAUAACCGACAAGAAUGAACUGACGGACGUCGCUGUGAAGACAGCUAGCACCACGGAACCCAACAAAGCCCAGGCAAAGAAGCCAACCGCAGUGGUUGUAAGUUUCGACACAAUCAACUUUUUGCUGUGUAUUUACUCUUAA